Diabrotica balteata is the source of this 1036-nucleotide messenger RNA. Lineage: Eukaryota; Metazoa; Arthropoda; Insecta; Coleoptera; Chrysomelidae. The record is from the annotation of a GenBank genome assembly.
AGAUUGUAAGCAACUUCAGAUAUUGCAUAUCAAGACGCGACCGAAAAAGACAUGGCGCCUGUAAUAGAGAAGGUAUUAGAUGGCUUUAGACUUGCAGAAGGUCCCCAUUGGGAUAAUAAAAAGCAAUGCUUGUAUUUUGUGGAUAUUAUCGAAAGUACUAUUUGCAGAUAUGUGCCAUCAACGAAAAAACUUACUAAAGCCAAGAUCGAUAACUAUAAUGUUUCGAUAAUCAUACCAGUCAAAGACAGAGACAACCAAUUCAUAGUGACUUUGAACAAUUCUAUAGCUUUAGUAGAAUGGGAUGGAGAAAGUACAAAUAUAAGUUCAUUAAAAAAAAUCUAUGAAGUGGAUGCUGGAACUAGCAACGUAUUCAACGAUGGAAAAUGUGAUAAAACUGGAAGAAUUUGGGCAGGUACUAUGGGUUCAUCGCCCACAUCGAUUGACGAACUUGUUAAAGGUAAAGGAACAUUGUACAGCUUUUCCAAUAACACAGCAACACCUCAUAGAGGUGAGAUUGGCAUAUCGAAUGGCAUUGCAUUUGACUAUAGACUUGGAAAGAUGUAUUAUACAGAUUCAUUUAGCUUUAGAGUUGACCAAUAUGAUAUUGACUUAAGCCAAGGCAAAAUAUCAAAUAUGAAAACUAUAUUUUCAAUUAAAAAUCAAAGCGAACUGGCUGAAGAAACAUUUUGCGAUGGUAUGACGUUGGAUUCCGAUGGAAACAUAUGGUUAGCAUUGUUUAAUUCUUCGAAGGUAUAUCAAUUAGAUCCUUCCAACCCAGAGACAGUUUUGAAGGUUUUGGAAUUUCCAGCUGCACAGAUCACUUCUGUAGCAUUUGGUGGGACAAAUCUGGAUGAGUUGUAUGUUACUUCUGGCAAUCUUUCUGACAGGCCCGGUGGAAAAAGUCCAGGAUCUGUUUUUCGGGUGACAGGACUGAAUGUCAAAGGACUACCUGCAGAUGAAGCGAUUCUUUGAAUAAACUUUAUUCUUGUUAUAUUUAAAUGUUAACUAUCGAUAUAAAUAAAGUUUAUUUACUAGU